AUGGUAGCAUGUGUUACCUACGUUCACUACCAUCAAGCUGGUUCACAACUUCCACAAAGGCUUCAUGAAGUUCUUGUGUCCAACACAUUUUGGGUUUGGUUGGAGGUGCAGUGGACAAUGGUUCAGGAAUGGGACGAAAUUCUUCAGAUCAAACUGGAUGAUGUUAUUGAAUCUGGGGCGGGUGCACUAGGAUAUCAGAAUAUGGGUUGUAGAGAAGGCAUUGUGCACUUGGGGAAGAAGACAACGCCUACUUUGAAUCGGAUUCUUGAAAGAAAGUGA
Messenger RNA from Prunus armeniaca (apricot), 279 nucleotides. NCBI's taxonomy places the organism in Eukaryota, Viridiplantae, Streptophyta, Magnoliopsida, Rosales, Rosaceae. The record is from the annotation of a GenBank genome assembly.